CCAUUUCAACUCGAUUUCCUUGGUCGCAGCCUGCACACGCACACCUCUUGCCCUGGAAAUAUCUGAAUUGGCUUUAGCUUCCUGUAGGAUGCCACCCGACACCCAGCUGCCGACGAUCCCGACGACAGUUUCCAACUAUAAGCUUGACAACUUGCCGUCCGCGCUCAAGUCAGGGGCGCCGUCUGAUCUGUUCCUGCUGCAUCUCGAUACCAGCUCACUCCAAACCGAACGUGUGGGAUACAUGGCACACCAGAGCCAUCGACGCAGUCAUUCGCAGACUGACAAUGAACUGUGGUUCAACAGGCCCGCUUCUGCACGACAACACCACGACCGAGACAGCACAAUCGGCCUAUCGGCAUACCAAGCCACGUCGCAUUGCAUUAGCACACGCUCUACCCAUACAGCCGCACCUUCGAGAAAACCAGCAGUCUCUAGCUCACAUCUCAACAAACCACUACCACCAUCACCGUCGAGCUCGGAAAAAAAGUCUCGCAAAUCAACCGCAUGGCGCGACCUUCUCCGGCGCGAGCCUUCUCGCCGACCCGACUCAACACACCUUCAGCCCGAGCCAUACCAAUCACGAGAGCGGCGUUCUGCAAACCUGAGCGUGGAUACCGGUAGCCACCAUCGCCAUGGCUACUCGCAUAGCAUGCCCAGUUCACCCUAUAUUUUUAGCCAGUCCCACCCAGACGAUGCCGCACACGUUCCUCGAGCGCAUUCGUCGGCUUCAGACUACUUGGAUUGUGAUGCCACACAAUAUCAGCCAUAUUCGAUACCGCCGGAAAACCAGGCAUCACGCACCCAAAAUACACACUCUGUUUCCGCAAAUCCGCAGCGCGAAACGACGCCACCUCGAUCUCGCACCUUGCCUGACUCGCCCUUGAGCCCGACGCGCGAGAAUGCAUCGAGCAGGCCCCGCCCGCAUACCACCUGUCUUUCGCCAACAGAACCCUUUACAGACAUGUCACAAUUCCAUCUCUUUGCAGAGGCCAUGACGGGCCUGCCCAGCGAUUUUGAGGCUUUGUCUCCUACCGGACCACCACAGCUUCAAGGCUCGCUUUUCGCUCGGCGAAAUGGCAACGACAGCAUUCCUCUACCCGUCCAACAUGCACAUAGCUCACCGAGCACGCCGCCUUCUCUACAGCUCCAGCGGGAACUGAGAGAUGACUGGCAGAAUUUUGAACCACCGCCAUUCAUUUCAUCGCAGGUCGCACCUGUUUUUGAUGUUUCGCCAAUUAUACCCAUUUCGCCUUUGGAAUCGUAUUCCCCCCAAUGGCAGCCGCAGCCACCUACACGCAUGGAUUCCAUCACAGCAGAGCUGGAACUGCUGGGCCUCAACGACACGCGGGGGCCAGAAGACGAAUUACCCGAUUAUCAACAAAGCCAAGCAGAAAUGGCUGAGCAGAAAAGAAAGGAGGCUUCAGCGAGAGCACGAGAGUUAGAGGCGCGAUGGAGAGGCAUACAGAGAUGAAGAGAUGAAGAGAGAAGCCCAGUGUGACGAAUAGUAGGACGGAAUACCCCGGCAUCAGCGAUUCCAUAUUCACCAAAGCACUCGUUCAGAUUCUAGCUCUCCAAUGUGAUCAUUUUCGACGUGUAUUUAAAGAUUGAAUAUCCCUGCGCGAUUCCAAUAAACUUAGCGAUAGUUUCACAGGGACAAGCCUUGUACGACUUGUCUUCACGCGGAGGAAAAUUUCGUAACACCAUAAGCUCUUGACCAUGGAACAGGUCGAAAAUCCAGGCUUACUUACAACUCUGGAACACCAGAACCACACUCGAUGCCUCUAUCCGGCUUCGCAUGGCCUAGACAC
Messenger RNA from Exserohilum turcica Et28A, 1808 nucleotides. RefSeq lists its product as uncharacterized. Bases 89 to 1471 code for a protein of 460 amino acids. NCBI's taxonomy places the organism in Eukaryota, Fungi, Ascomycota, Dothideomycetes, Pleosporales, Pleosporaceae. The transcript has a single exon. The record is from RefSeq and is a predicted model, not a curated record.